AUGGCUGUUCCGGUGCUCACCACAAGCACAAAAAGGUCGAAGACCACUUGCGUCCAGUGCAGGGUCCGAAAGCGAUCGCCGGAGGGCCCAGGCAACGGUGACGGUGCUAGUCCAGCUGAAAGUUCCCAAAUCCAGCUCGAGCGAAGACGGGGUGCUCUAGCUUGCAUCGAGUGCCGCUCACAGAAGACUCGCUGUCCAGGUGACUUGCCGGCGUGUGGAAAAUGUGUCAGACGGGGACGAGAUUGCGUGUAUCCCACCCCGAAGAGGCCGACUCGAGGCGCGAAACCUACCGCCUCGCCGGGCGCACAAGAAGAAGCCAACCCCUUGAUCAUCUCGCCGAGCCCGACACAGGCGACUCCUGGCGCUUCCACGGUGAAUCUGCUACCGCCUGUCAACGAGACUCUGACUCUCUUCGAUGCAUAUUUCGAACACGUCUAUCCACUACCCUGGUAUGCGUUUCUGCACAAGCGGUCUGUGGUCCAAAGGUAUCUCGAUGGCACAAUUGAGGAAUGCUUACCUCUCGCCAUCUGUGCCGUCACCACUCAACGCCUCAAAUUUGACCGGUAUAGCGCCGAGCUCAGCGCGAGUUGGGCUCAAAGAGCCGAGGACUAUCUUAUGCAGACCCUCGAGAAUCCUUCGACUUCACGGCUUCAGGCACUUGUCCUCAUCGUUCGAUACAGAGUUGAAGCCGGCAACUUCUCCAAGGCGUUCAUGCUUGCCGCACUGGCAGGCAGAUGUGCUGUCGCGCUCCGCCUGAACUACGAACGUCCCGGGCUCCGGUUCCUGGUCCAGGAGGUCCGGCGGCGAAUCAUGUGGUCAUGCUUUCUUCUCGACUCCAACUUUUCCGUUGGACUGCGAGAGUACGAGAUUUGCCCACCAGAGAUUCUCUAUCUCCAGCUCCCGUGCCCGGAGACGGAGUUUGAGGACGACACGCCCGUCAAGACGCCGCCUCUCCGAGCCGUGUCUACGAAAACGGCAGAACGACUAGGCGUAUAUGCCGCCUGUUUGAGAUUGGUCUCUAUCAGAAGGGACAUCAUGAUGCUGACCCGACGCCUGACGUCUUCCCGUGUUGAGCCCCGAGACCUCAUGCGAUCCGUACAACAAUUUGAGAAUGAACUCGAUCAUCUCUAUCAGAGCCUUGCGGAUUUCGACCGGUACUCUUCGACCAUGUUUACUCACGGUCGAAAGCAAGUUCGACUUCUCAUAGUCCACCAGUCGUGGCACUUGACCCACUGCGAUCUUUAUCGAAUUUUCCUGACCGGAUAUCGAGAGUCUGCACCUGCGUCGGCACUGGAAGGUAUUGACAGCCAAGAAAUCCUCCGUAUCCGAGGGCUAUGCUUGCAGCAUGCGUUAUCAAUUGUUCAGAUCCUCCAAGAAUUCUCGGAACAGUCCCCUGCGCAAACCGUCGACUUCGACACGGCCUACCAUGCUUAUCACGCCACACGAAUCAUUCUAUUCACGACCCAACCGGCUGUCGUCGCGCAGCCUCUGAGUGUGGCCGCCGCGCUGGAGAAAGCUCGCUUCUGCCAACGGAUGCUCGAGCGAUAUUUCCCCGCCUCUCCUGUGGUGGAGCCAAUGAAAAAAGAGAUGGAGUUCGUCAUUGGUAGAUACGCGUCGCGAUUUAAUGCGACCGGGUCGCUCCUGUUGCCGCAGCCAGAAGAAGCAAUCGAUGAAGAUCCGCGCCAGGCUGAUGAAGCAAGGAUCCGACAGAGACUGGGAAUUCAUAGCUUGAUCCGAAGAGCCGACUUUGUCGAUGACAGCAACGAAGUCACCAGCCCUGCACCUAACUUCCAAGCCCGAUCCUCCGCAAUCCGACAUACACUUUCCGUCCAGCAGCCGGAACGCCGCUCGCAAAGAACCAGUUCCGUCAUAUAUCGUGCUCCCCAAAGGACCCUCGGCACGCAUGGUACUACUCCGAGUCGCAACAAUGCUGCUGAUUCUGCCAAGUCGAGAUCGUAUCAGCAACAAAACAACGUUGCUGGGAAUGCCAACAACGAACCGGCUUCGUAUGCCGAAGAGCGACCGGACCAGUCAUCGGACGAAAUGCGUUUUGCCUUCAACCCUUGGAUGGGGUGGCCCGAGACUUUGGAAACAUAUGGAUUCCCUCAAGGCGUGGACGAUGAUUACUUUUAG
Capronia epimyces CBS 606.96 is the source of this 2133-nucleotide messenger RNA. RefSeq lists its product as uncharacterized. Gene Ontology annotation, molecular function: DNA binding; zinc ion binding; DNA-binding transcription factor activity, RNA polymerase II-specific. The coding region runs from base 1 to 2133 and encodes 710 amino acids. The record is from RefSeq and is a predicted model, not a curated record. Lineage: Eukaryota; Fungi; Ascomycota; Eurotiomycetes; Chaetothyriales; Herpotrichiellaceae. The transcript is spliced from 4 exons. Gene Ontology annotation, cellular component: nucleus. Gene Ontology annotation, biological process: DNA-templated transcription; regulation of DNA-templated transcription.